Molecule: messenger RNA, 337 nt
Organism: Hyalella azteca
Lineage: Eukaryota; Metazoa; Arthropoda; Malacostraca; Amphipoda; Hyalellidae
Product: cytoplasmic dynein 1 intermediate chain-like
Exons: 5
Coding region: 20-337 (105 amino acids)
Source: RefSeq, a predicted model, not a curated record
GUUGUGCUGUCGCUGGUUUAUGAGUGACCCGGCUCCUAAUCCUGUGGACGUGAAGAACAUAAAACACUCACAACAGUACUCGGGUAAAAUGUCCGAUCGGAAAGCUGAGUUGGAGAGGAAGAAGGCAAAGUUGCUGGCUCUUAGAGAGGAGAAAGACAGAAGAAAGAGGGAAAAAGAAACUAAAGAGAAGCUCAUGGGCCGGGCCAGCGACAGCGCGCGUGGUCUCACCGCGCCGGGCAGGGAGAGCCAGCAAGACCUGGACAAAAUCUUGUCAUCUCUUGAUAUUACAUUAUUUAUAAGCUGCACUGCUGUCAUCAAAUACGGCAUUAAAGUUUGA